Molecule: messenger RNA, 489 nt
Organism: Stylonychia lemnae
Lineage: Eukaryota; Ciliophora; Spirotrichea; Sporadotrichida; Oxytrichidae
Source: the annotation of a GenBank genome assembly
AUGGGUCGAGUCAUAAUCAGGACGCAAAAAGUUAGACUUUGGGCCUUCGGUAAAUUUUAAGAAGCAGAAGAAAUUGAUAAUAUAUCCGAUGAGAAGAUAUAGAAAGUGUUGAAAGAUUUCAAAGCUAUUGAAUUGAAUGUUCUUGAAUAUGAUUAGGAAAGGGGGUCAAAUAUUGCUCCCCAUAAAGAUGAUUUUUGGCUUUGGGGUGAGAGAAUUAUUGGUAUUAAUCUUUUGGAAGACACUGUGAUGACUUUUACCAGAGAAAUUCAUGAUUAACUUGUAGAAAUAAUGGUACCUAUAAAAAGAAGAUAACUAUAUUUGAUAAGUGGGUAGAGUAGAUUUGAUUGGAUGCAUGGAAUUAAAAGUGAGCAUAUCAAAGGUAAGAGAGUAGUAUGCACGAUAAGAGAAUUUUCUGAAGAAUUCAAGCAUGAGACUUCUGAAAUUGGAAAUAAAAUUAGGAAAAUUGCUUGUAAUUUUAUCGAUGAUUGA